Dichomitus squalens LYAD-421 SS1 is the source of this 787-nucleotide messenger RNA. RefSeq lists its product as uncharacterized. The record is from RefSeq and is a predicted model, not a curated record. The annotation marks the transcript as partial. The transcript has a single exon. NCBI's taxonomy places the organism in Eukaryota, Fungi, Basidiomycota, Agaricomycetes, Polyporales, Polyporaceae.
AAGUGCUGCAUGCGCGCCGCCGACCAGUACAUCCACGUCCUCCGUGCUGACAGUCCUAGCCCUUUUCAACGCGACUCCUAGGCGACAUGUCCGAGCACGCUGUCGAGGGGCGUGGCGACACCGAGCUCGAGUCGACGCCGACGCCACACCCUCGAUUGCAUCAGCGCCCGAGCCGUCGGCCCAGCUCCGCACGCUCCUGCCCCGUAUUCCGAUACCAGCUAUCUCUUCUCCGGCACGCAGGCCACAGUCUAGUGUACCUGCACCUUCAGCUGUCCAUCGACGGGUUGUCCGACGCUCUUUCCGCUCUUCAACAGCCAAGUAUGCGCGCCGUUCGCCUUGCGAGCGCAGAGGCUCGCUGGGACCAUCUUGGACUCACGCAGUGCUCGAACCUCUUCAUUCUCAGCAUGGGAGUGAUGCCCCCCGGACCGAACGCGGACGUACUAGUACACCGAAGGUCCGGGACACAACUCCUUCCGCCACCCCCUACAACCCCUGCACCGCUGCUUCCCGCCGUCCGACGCUCCACAAACUGCCGAUUGGCUGUGCUGUGAGGACUCGUCAACGGACGGCGUGAGCGGCGCGCCUUAUGUACGCGUCCCCCACUCUCAAGGUACUAUAUGCGCGCCCCCGUGCUCGAGGCUGCCGGCUUCUAGCUCGCGUUCGAGGAGAACGUGCACGGGGCGCAUGGCGUUGGCGAGUCACUGCUGCCGGAUCCGAUCUUGCUUGGAGAGGCGUGAUGAGGAUAGAGUGCGUGGCGAACGCCCUCGAGCGGAUCCGAGUCUCCAAG